Molecule: messenger RNA, 1412 nt
Organism: Chelmon rostratus (copperband butterflyfish)
Lineage: Eukaryota; Metazoa; Chordata; Actinopteri; Chaetodontiformes; Chaetodontidae
Product: zinc finger and SCAN domain-containing protein 12-like
Exons: 2
Coding region: 94-1131 (345 amino acids)
Biological process (GO): regulation of transcription by RNA polymerase II
Molecular function (GO): RNA polymerase II cis-regulatory region sequence-specific DNA binding; DNA-binding transcription factor activity, RNA polymerase II-specific
Source: RefSeq, a predicted model, not a curated record
AUAGACGGAGCCGAGCGUCAUUUAAUCAUCAGAGAGAACAAAGAGUUUCUAACGGAGUGAGUCUGGAGGAAAAGCUGCUGUGAAUCAGUCAAAAUGUCUAAAGUCCAAACGCUGAGAGCUUUUGUGAAGCAGCGACUAACUGCGGCUGCUGAAGAGAUAUUUGAGCAGUUUGAAAGAACGAUAGCAGAGUACGAGGAGGAAGUUUGUCGACAACAGAAACUACUGGACGCUGUUUUCAAGCCUGAAGUCCGGUUACACAGAGCAGACGUCCAGCUGCUGUUGGGGAGGAAAGAAGAGGAUCCUCCUGAGCAGCAGGACUGGAGAUCCAGUCUGGACCAGGAGGACCCAGCAGAGCCGCCUCACAUUAAAGAGGAACAGGAGGAGCUGUGGACCAGUCAGGAGGGAGAGCAGCUGGGAGGUCUGGAGGAGGCUGAUAUCACCAAGUUCACGUCCCCUCCUGUCCCUGUGAAGAGUGAAGAAGAGGAUGAAGAGGAACCUCAGUCCUCACAGCUUCAUCAGAGACAAACUGAACAGAUGAGGACAGAAUCUGAUGGAGAGGACUGUGGAGGACCAGAACCAGCCAGGACCUCAGAUCCAGAUGCACAUUUACCACCUGAGACUGAUGACAGGACUGCAGAUUUUUCUAAACUUAAGGAAAAAGUCAGUGAUGAUUGGAAGAAAUGCAGUGAACCUGAGUCAGGUUUAAACUGUCUGAAAAAUAACAGUGAAUGUCGUUCUGCCAGGAAAUCAUUGAGCUGCCUUGUGUGUGGUAAACGAUUCAGCCAUAAGUCAAAUCUUCAGACACACAUGAGAAUUCACACAGGAGAGAAACCAUUUAGUUGUUCUUUCUGUGGAAAACGAUUUGCAGAAGGCUCAAAUUUGAGGUCACACAUAAAAGUUCAUACUGGAGAAAAACCUUUCAGCUGCUCAGUUUGUAAAGUUAGUUUCAGUCGCAGAGACGGUUUGACCAGACACAUGAGGACCCAUACUGGGGAGAAACCAUUUAGUUGUUCUGUGUGUGGUCGAAGAUUUGUACAAAAUGCACAUCUGAAAUAUCACAUGAGAAUCCACAUGAGAAACCAUGAGGUUUCAGAGUUCGUCACAAAGGAUUCACUCGGCUCCAGACUUUAAAAACACACGAGUGUGUUUGAGAGCAGCAGAAACACAUGAGAUGCUGGUUGAAACUGAUAUUUCAUCCUUUCCAAGAACUUUGCUUUUUGCUUCAUUCAAAGUAUUUUCUGUCAGCUGCACAGCGUUGUGGUCAACAUCUGUUCUCUUGUUAAAUAAUGUGAUCACUCAGAUCUCAUAUGUGUGUCGAGAGAAUUGAAGGUUUUGGAAUCAUUUUUCAUCCCAUGAGUGUGUGUGUUUAUUGCAUUUAUUUUGUUGGAACAAAAACCCAAGAGACUCCCAAG